AUGCUGAGUGUUUUGCGAACCAGAAGUGCCGGCCUAGCUUCGGGCGCGGUCCAAAGUCGACAGGUAGUACUCAAUGGAAGACAAAUAAAGAAUGUUGCAGGAUACAGGCGCCCCUUGACACCGAUUGCGAGCACAAGUCCCGGCAGCAGGAUAUUUCACGUCGAGUACCAACGCAGAUUUGCAUCAACAGCAACAGACAAAGCUGGAGUUCAAUCAACGAGACCCCUUGACGGCAUUACAGUUGUCAGCAUUGAGCAAGCCAUUGCCGCCCCGUUCUGCACUAGACAGCUCGCGGAUCUUGGUGCUCGUGUCAUCAAAGUCGAGAGGCCGGGGGUAGGCGACUUUGCGCGAGACUAUGACACCAGGGUCGACGGACUUGCCUCGCAUUUUGUCUGGACGAACCGAUCCAAGGAGAGCCUGGCACUGGAUCUGAAGCAGCCAAGGGAUCUGGAGAUACUGAAGAAGCUUCUCCACAAGACCGACGUGCUCGUGCAGAACCUGGCCCCGGGCGCUUCUGCCCGACUGGGGCUUUCAUAUGAAACUCUGAAAGACAACCACCCGCGUCUGAUUGUCUGCGACAUAUCUGGCUACGGCCAGGACGGGCCAUACGCGAACAAAAAAGCAUACGACUUGCUCGUCCAGAGCGAAGGAGGGAUGCUCUCCGUCACAGGCACCAAGGACGAACCCGCAAAAGUAGGCAUAUCCAUUGCCGAUAUCUCGGCGGGCAUGUACGCCUACAGCAACAUCCUGGCGGCGUUGAUGCAGCGACAGAGGACUGGGAAGGGAAGCAAGAUUGACAUUUCUUUGCUGGAAAGUCUGGUGGAGUGGAUGAGCUUCCCACUAUAUUAUACUUAUAAAGGUGCGCCGGCACCAACACCGACUGGCGCCUCCCAUGCAGCGAUAUAUCCUUAUGGCCCCUUCGAGACAGGCGAUGGCGGCUCGGUCAUGCUGGGAAUCCAGAACGAACGAGAGUUUGCAAGAUUUUGCGACAUUGUCCUAGACAACCCGAGUUUGGCCAGCGAUGCACGCUUUGUGAACAAUUCUCUCCGUGUGCAGAACCGAGACGAACUGCGAAGUAUUAUCUGCAAGGCUCUGGAGAAGUAUUCAGUGUCCGAGGCUGUCGACAAACUUGACGAGGCACAGAUUGCAAAUGCUGCAGUAAACAACAUGCAGGGCGUCUGGGAGCAUCCUCAGUUGCGCGCCAGACGCCGAUGGACCGAGGUCGAGACGUCCAAAGGCGUGAUUCCGGCACUUUUACCGCCCGGGUGCGUUCCUGAAGGCGAGGACACGGACGGUUUGCGUGCCAGGAUGGACAAGGUUCCAGACAUUGGUGAGCAUAAUGAGAAGAUAUUGAAGGAAUUGGGAAUGUAG
Fonsecaea multimorphosa CBS 102226 is the source of this 1371-nucleotide messenger RNA. RefSeq lists its product as uncharacterized. Gene Ontology annotation, molecular function: catalytic activity. The record is from RefSeq and is a predicted model, not a curated record. The coding region runs from base 1 to 1371 and encodes 456 amino acids. NCBI's taxonomy places the organism in Eukaryota, Fungi, Ascomycota, Eurotiomycetes, Chaetothyriales, Herpotrichiellaceae. The transcript has a single exon.